CAGGCGGGUGCGCUCCGGCUCGCUCUCUCGGCCCCGCCUGGGCCGGGGCAGGUCCUCCCGGCCCGGCCCGAACAUGCUGGACGGCCUGAAGAUGGAGGAGAACUUCCAAAGCGCCAUCGAGACUUCGGCGUCCUUUUCCUCGCUGCUGGGCAGAGCGGUGAGCCCCAAGUCUGUCUGCGAGGGCUGUCAACGGGUCAUCUCGGACAGGUUUCUGCUGAGGCUCAACGACAGCUUCUGGCAUGAACAGUGCGUGCAGUGCGCCUCCUGCAAAGAGCCCCUGGAGACCACCUGCUUCUACCGGGACAAGAAGCUCUACUGCAAGUAUGACUACGAGAAGCUGUUUGCGGUCAAAUGUGGGGGCUGCUUCGAGGCCAUUGCACCCAAUGAGUUCGUCAUGCGGGCCCAGAAGAGUGUAUAUCACCUGAGCUGCUUCUGCUGCUGUGUCUGUGAGCGGCAGCUCCAGAAGGGCGAUGAGUUUGUCCUGAAGGAGGGACAGUUGCUCUGCAAAGGGGACUAUGAGAAGGAGCGGGAGCUACUCAGCCUGGUGAGCCCAGCAGCGUCAGACUCAGGCAAAAGUGAUGAUGAAGAAAGUCUUUGCAAGUCAGCCAAUGGGGCAGGGAAAGGAGCUGCUGAAGAUGGCAAAGACCAUAAGCGCCCCAAACGUCCCAGAACCAUCUUGACAACCCAACAGAGGAGAGCAUUCAAGGCCUCAUUUGAAGUAUCCUCCAAGCCGUGCAGGAAGGUGAGGGAGACCCUGGCUGCAGAGACAGGGCUGAGUGUCCGCGUCGUCCAGGUGUGGUUCCAGAACCAGAGAGCUAAGAUGAAGAAGCUAGCCCGGAGGCAGCAGCAACAACAGGACCAGCAGAACACCCAGAGGCUGAGCUCCGCUCAGACAAAUGGCGGUGGGAACGCUGCCAUGGAAGGGAUCAUGAACCCCUACACGGCUCUGCCCACCCCACAGCAGCUCCUGGCCAUCGAGCAGAGCGUCUACAGCUCAGACCCCUUCCGACAGGGCCUCACCCCACCCCAGAUGCCGGGAGACCACAUGCACCCAUAUGGUGCUGAGCCCCUCUUCCACGACCUGGAUAGUGACGACACCUCCCUCAGUAACCUGGGUGACUGUUUCCUAGCAACCUCAGAAGCCGGGCCCCUGCAGUCCCGGGUGGGAAACCCCAUCGACCACCUGUACUCCAUGCAGAAUUCUUACUUUACCUCUUGAGUCUUCCCCUCGAGUUCUGUGGCUGGGCUCCCACCCGGAACAACCGUAUGACGUGAGGGGUCGGCCGACAUUAGGAUGGGGAGGCCAGGGGAGAGGUGGGUUGGGGAGGGAGUUU
This is a messenger RNA of Zalophus californianus (California sea lion), 1334 nucleotides long. It is a transcript of the gene LMX1A, whose product is annotated as LIM homeobox transcription factor 1 alpha. Gene Ontology annotation, biological process: neuron differentiation; regulation of transcription by RNA polymerase II. The transcript has 9 exons. Lineage: Eukaryota; Metazoa; Chordata; Mammalia; Carnivora; Otariidae. Gene Ontology annotation, molecular function: RNA polymerase II transcription regulatory region sequence-specific DNA binding; DNA-binding transcription factor activity, RNA polymerase II-specific. Bases 74 to 1219 code for a protein of 381 amino acids. Gene Ontology annotation, cellular component: nucleus. The record is from RefSeq and is a predicted model, not a curated record.